AUGGACGUGAAGUCGUGGCUUGGGUUUUGGCACUGGGCGCACAAUGGAUGCAAGCCGAACGGCAGCAUCACAUUGAAAGAAGAAGAAGAUGGACAACGUAUUCUACACACAACAUUCAGCUCAGGUGUGGGCACAUGGUGGCCACAUGACCAGCAGGCUUCGUCUAUAGAAUUGGAGUGGCAGUCAAAGGGUGGCAGCCUCGUCCGACACACGCUCAAGGCAAAGCCUUCUCAGAUCGGUGGAAUCGGCGCAGGCCAUUCCCAAUUUCGUGUCGUGGCAUGUCACCGCCCAAGUUGUAGCACAUUUGGAGUCAGGGAAGCUGAUGGCAAGGACGGGGAUCUCUCAUGGGUACCCGACUCGCGGACGAUCCGGACAUGCGGCUGGCGCAAGAGGCUUGGCACAAGUGCCGCAGCUCUUCGUGUCAGCUCGAAGCUGACCUCGGCCAAGAAGUAUCUCAGUCACGAGGAUCCCCCGAGCAGUGGAGUCUUCGACUCUCUCUGCCCCAACUGCCGGCGGCCUUUGAACAUUGCACUCGGCUGCGGGGAGCUGUUGACAGUAACCUCGCCGCUCACGGAGGCAAAAAGGUACGAGUGCAAGGAAGAGGCUGAAGGCUAUUGCAGCCCUUGCCCCACUUGCAGGAGGCCCAUACUCAUCUCCAAGGUUUCUGCACCUCUUCCUGGUCAGGUUCCCUUCUUCCAUCGACCUUCUGUCGGCACUUGGCUGCAGCCGUGCCCUGGCAGGGCUUUGGCUUCCAAGCGCUCAAGGUGUGCAUACGCCACCCUGCUUUACGGCACUUCAGUGGAGUAUGUUCGUGAUGCCCGGGUCUUGGGCUUCUCGCUUCGGCAGUCCGGAACCCCUCACGACCUGGUCCUUCUUCAUACGAGUGAUGUUCCGGAAGAGUAUCUGGAGAUUCUUGGGCGCCUCUGGAUCUUGCGUCCUGUGGACAGGAUCGAUGCUGCAAGCACGCUCUUCACACCUCACAGCCGCUUCCGAGGGGUCUUCACCAAGCUGCAUGCCUGGGGGCUCAUCGAGUACGACCGCGUCAUCCUCUUGGACUUGGACCUGCUAGUGCAAGAGAAUGUGGACAGCCUCUUCGAGCUGCAACCGCCGGCAGCAAUGUGGGCAGCGGGGGGACAAGUCCACGGACGCCAUAUCGUCGCUCCUCAUCCCUUCAAGGGUUAUCACAAGGUGGAGCCCUGGGGCAAGGCCGGCUGCGUGAACGCUGGUGUGAUUCUUCUGGAACCGAAUCUCCAAGACUUCGGGCAUAUGAAACAGGAGGUGGAAUGCCGAGAGCAUCCCGAGCACAUCGUGACCACCUCGCCGGAGCAGGACUACCUCACACGGUUUUUCUGGCACACGCCCCACUGGACCCACAUUGACGUGUCGUACAACUUCCAGCUGCAUCACCUGGCCCUGCGGCUGCCUGACAGCCAGAAGGAGUGCGAGCGCCGCCAGCUCCGGUUCGAAGACAUCCGCAUCGUCCACUUCUCAGCCCACCCGAAACCAUCGCAGCGCGAACCCGAUGUCUCGGUCGAGGCCUUCGUGGAGCAGGCGAUGGCUAACUACGAGGGUGUUCAAAUCUACGUCCGCCACGACCCCGAAGCCAUCGAGAGGCGCAACCGCAGCGGCAAGUUCCCGAAGCUGGAGUUGCGCAGCUGGGGCUCGGGCUCCGAGACCGGCACGAGGCUCUUCGAGGAGUCCCGGGCUCUUGGGGAGGAGAGCCAGAGUGGGAGCGCGGAGCUCAAGGAAGUUACGGCGUCUCCUGCAGAGUUCCAGCGAGUCCGGGAGGUCUGCCUACGAUCCUUUCAGGCCUGGAGUGAGGCGGAGAAGCAGUGCAAAGAGCGCUUCGGAUCCCCAGACCUUUUGGAAUCUUUCCCGGCGAAGCUGGGGAGUCAGCUCCAGGGAACAUGUGUGGAAUGGGACCGUGCGAGAGGCAUAGGGUGGAUCCGCCCGGAUGAUGGGAGCAAGCUGAUCUUCGUGCACUUCAACGGCUUAGUAGAGAGCAGGGGCGUGGGGCGAGCGGGGCGAGCGCAACUGGAAGAAGGACAGCUGGUCUCCUUCUCCGUCGGUGAGGAUGACAAGGGGCGGCGUACGGCGGUAGAUGUCAAGGCGUCUGUCGCGCAGAUCGACGCGAGGCCUCUGGCAGAAGAGGGUCGGGAAGAGGGGUCGCAGCAAGCCUUGGAGGAGAGAGUUCGGGGAAACUGCACGGCGUGGUAUGCGCAAAAGAAGUUUGGAUUUGUUUCUUAUGUUGAUGGUUGCCAAGAGAAGAAGGUUUUCCUGCACCAGAAGGAUCUGCUGGUGGAUGCAAAGGACUCGAAGGGAGCGUCUGCAUUGAAAGUUGGCCAAACGGUGCAGUUCACGCCCGCCAAGGAAGAGAAGGCUCCCGAGAAGUUGAGGGCUCUGUUCGCGACUUGCACAGAAGACGAUGACGAGCUUGUGUGCGAGGUCCAAGCCUUCGCUGCAUCGGAUGCUCUCACCAAGAGCUUCCCUCCCGGAACGCCAUGGCAACGAAGGUUGCUACAUCAGGUGGCUCGUGCCCUGGGCUUCUUCACACGAUCCGAAGGUGAGGAGCCGCAUCGUUCCGUUUGCAUCUCGCGGGCAGAGGAACCAAGCCCUUCCGACUCUCAGCAGAAGGUCUUGAGGCUCCAGGCUCGCAUCGAGGAGGUCGCAGAGAUGCCCGGCCAGAGCGGUUGGCAUCUCCUCCUCGGUGAUCUCACCGGCCACGAGUGGGAGCAGCUGAACGACUUCUGCAAGCUGCGCGGUCUGCUCUUGUGCCGGCGGGAGGCCCAGAACGCCAAGCAAUGCCAGCAUUUUGUUUGCAAGGAGCCUGCAGCGGCUGUGCUGUUUACUUGA
Symbiodinium sp. CCMP2456 is the source of this 2853-nucleotide messenger RNA. The record is from the annotation of a GenBank genome assembly. NCBI's taxonomy places the organism in Eukaryota, Dinophyceae, Suessiales, Symbiodiniaceae.